Messenger RNA from Musca vetustissima, 956 nucleotides. Its product is annotated as putative phosphatidate phosphatase. The transcript has a single exon. The record is from RefSeq and is a predicted model, not a curated record. The coding region runs from base 1 to 954 and encodes 317 amino acids. Gene Ontology annotation, biological process: phospholipid dephosphorylation; phospholipid metabolic process; signal transduction. Gene Ontology annotation, molecular function: phosphatidate phosphatase activity. NCBI's taxonomy places the organism in Eukaryota, Metazoa, Arthropoda, Insecta, Diptera, Muscidae.
AUGAACAUUUGCAAUAAUCCCAAUACCCGCCUCCUAAUGCGGCUUAUCGUCGAUGUUUUGCUGCUGGCCAGUGUCUUCACCGUGGCCUUGGUCAUCUUACCGCAAAUGCUGCGCACCCGCCAUCGCGGUUUCUUUUGCGGUGACGAAAGCCUUGCUUAUCCCUUUAAGCAGGACACCACACUGCGUCGUAUUCAUGUGACAAUUUUAGCCAUUGCUGUACCUGCUGCCUGUGUGUUAAUCAUUGAAAUGUUGCGCGUAACAUUUCCCGCACCGAAGACGGCCACUUCCACGGCUAAAUACGGACACGUGCCAAAACCACCACAGCGUUAUGUUUUUGUGGGCAUGCGCAUUCCGACCUUUGUCAGUGAAUGCUACAAUAUGAUGGGCGUCUACCUGUUCGGAUUGGCCUUGGUGUUAAUCGCCUGCAGCUGUACGAAACAUUUUACCGGCCGCCUGGCACCCUACUUUAUGGAAGUUUGUCAACCACUGUUGCCGAACAAUGUGACCGCCUGCAGUGACCCCUCACAUUAUGGGCGUUUUAUUGAACACUACACCUGCUCCUCGUUGACAGCCAGUCCACAAUUGUUGGCCAGUAUGCGGCAUUCGCUGCCCAGUAUCCAUACCGCUGCGACAGCCUAUGCUAUGAUUUUUAUGGCAAUUUAUAUGCAAGCUCGUCUCAAGACGGGAUGGAUAAAAUUGUGGCGUUGUCUUUUACAAUUCUGCGGGGUUGUGGUGGUACUGGUGGUAGCUCUUGAACGUGUUGGUUCAUAUCGUCAUCAUUGGACUGAUGUGGGGAUGGGUGCUGGAAUUGGAAUCCUCUUGGCAUUUUUUAUGACCAUAUAUGUAUCGCCGCUGUUCAGUCGGGUACCCAUAAAGGUGCGACGUAUCCGCGAAGAUGGUUCAAAUAUUUAUGGAUAUUAUACAGUGAUGCCGAAACCAACAUAUUUUGUUUAAGU